This is a messenger RNA of Suillus discolor, 1791 nucleotides long. RefSeq names its product 26S proteasome subunit P45. Gene Ontology annotation, cellular component: proteasome regulatory particle, base subcomplex. The transcript has 6 exons. NCBI's taxonomy places the organism in Eukaryota, Fungi, Basidiomycota, Agaricomycetes, Boletales, Suillaceae. Bases 148 to 1545 code for a protein of 465 amino acids. Gene Ontology annotation, molecular function: ATP binding; ATP hydrolysis activity; proteasome-activating activity. Gene Ontology annotation, biological process: proteasome-mediated ubiquitin-dependent protein catabolic process. The record is from RefSeq and is a predicted model, not a curated record.
GACCACAGCAUGUACUACAGUACAGGUAAUCUCUCACUGCGUUAGCGUGUGCUCCGAUUUCCCUUUUUGGGAGGAGUUACGCGUCGGCGACGAGUAUCUCAGUUCAGCACUGUAUCAUCGAUUUGUACCACCCGCUUCUCAAUUCACAUGUCCUCAGCUCCCUCCUCUGAACCUCCAUCAGACCCUCCUGCAGGUGACAACGUGCAGAAGCCAGAUGCACCACAGCAACCAGAAGCUUCACCUUCUCCAGGGCAGGAUGGCGUUGAAAUGGACAUAACGCCAGAUCAACCCGCAGAAGAGACUUGGGAUGACAUUCCAGAGGAGAUAAAGGCUUUGACAACAGAGGAGAUUUUGACAAGAAUACGGCUAAUUGAUAAUGACAUCAAGGUCAUGAAGUCGGACACCCUACGAUUACAACAUGAGCAAAACGUAAUGAAGGAGAAGAUACGUGAUAACGGGGAGAAAAUUAAGCAAAAUAAAGUCUUGCCGUAUCUUGUUGGAAAUGUAGUAGAGAUCUUGGACGUUGAUCCUGAAUCAGAGGAGGACGGGGCAAACCGCGACUUGGACUCAAUGCGCAAGGGCAAAUGUGCUGUUGUGAAGACAUCCACUCGACAAACUGUUUUCCUCCCUCUUAUAGGUCUUGUACCUGCCGACCAGUUGAGACCUUCCGACCUUGUCGGUGUUAACAAAGACUCCUAUCUGAUCCUCGACAAGCUUCCGACUGAAUAUGAUUCACGCGUCAAGGCAAUGGAGGUUGAUGAACGUCCAACAGAAACCUACACUGAUAUUGGUGGCUUGGAGAAGCAAAUUGAAGAGUUGGUCGAAGCCAUCGUUUUGCCGAUGGAGCAGGCAGACAAGUUCAAGACCUUGGGAAUAAAACCACCGAAAGGUUGUUUGAUGUACGGGCCACCAGGCACUGGGAAAACUCUUCUUGCCCGUGCAUGUGCAGCGCAAACAAAGGCUUGCUAUCUCAAGCUUGCCGGUCCUUCACUUGUCCAGAUGUUCAUCGGUGAUGGCGCUAAGCUUGUUCGCGACGCGUUUGAACUUGCCAAAGAGAAAGCACCUGCAAUUAUCUUCAUUGAUGAAUUGGACGCUAUUGGAACAAAACGUUUCGACUCAGAAAAGAGUGGUGAUCGUGAAGUGCAGCGAACGAUGUUAGAAUUGUUGAACCAGCUUGAUGGUUUCUCGAGCGACCAGCGAAUCAAGGUCAUCGCAGCGACAAAUCGGAUUGACAUCCUUGACCCCGCCCUUCUCCGUUCAGGUCGUUUGGAUCGUAAAAUUGAGUUUCCACUACCAAACGAGACAGCUCGCGCCCGUAUCCUAGAAAUUCACUCACGGAAGAUGACUGUCAGCCCAGACGUGAACUUUGAAGAGUUAGCGCGUAGCACAGACGAGUUUAAUGGUGCUCAGUUGAAGGCGACUUGUGUGGAGGCUGGUAUGAUCGCCCUGCGCGAGGGUGCUACCAAGCUUGGGCACGAACAUUUCCUAAGUGGGAUCGCUGAGGUACAAAGCAAGAAGAAGAACAAUUUGAUGUACUUCGCAUAGGUCGCCUUAUCGAUUCAUUCUGUUGUGAUAGAUUCGAUUAUCGCAUUCAGAUUUUCACCCAUGUCACUAUCAUUAUUUCCAUUGCCAGCUUUGUGCCAUACUGAGGGGGUGCGAGUGCACCUCCUGUAAUACUGUUGCUCUCGUCAGUUACUUGACUGGGUGGCUGCUAACAUGAUGUUACUUGUUCCUGGACUCCUUGAGCUCGAUGUCGUGUCACGCAGAAAUCCUUUCUUGGUUUCCCAUAAA